AGUAAUUUUUUCGUGUUUUUCAUGGUGGUAUUGCAGUAUGGUUACUCUUGUUUUUAUUGGAGGCGAACAGUAAAACAGUGUUUACUAACCUAUCGUUAGUGAACAUACUUUGGCUGACUCGUCAGCCAGUUGAUCUCGGACCAAAACAAACUCAAAGGAGGAAAAAAAAAAGCAUUUGACUGAGGCGUCUGACUUCCACACUGCUGUUUUCCAAAUGUCGCGGCGAUUAAACAAGAGUAUGGGGAUGUGCUUACCGUGCCUUGGUGGAGCAGCGGACGACGUUGUGGUCACUCCAGAUCCUGAGACCAGGAGACAACAGUUAGCUGAAGCCGCCGAAAAGAGGCAAAAAGAGACGGCAUACAGGGGUGUUAAAAAUCCAGAAGCAGUCGAAAGGAAAAGGAAAAAACAGGAAGAAGCUGAGAAACAAGCGAUGAGCACCUCUGUGUCAGGUGGUGGUGGCGGGCUGAAGUGGCAGGUGGGCUGAAAAUCCUGAUGGUAAAGUCUGAACUCGGAUGUCUAAAUAUAUAAAGUAUUGCUGCAAGAUGACUUGAAAGAUGUUGGAACUGCUGUCCGUUUUUACUUCUUUUUUUUUUUUCUUUUCUUUUUUUUCUUUUCUUUGCUUGUUAUUUAUCUGUGUCAUGUUAUGAGUCUACAGCUGUCAGGUGCAAAACAAUCAGUUAAGUUAUUACACACAAAACACAGCAGAAUUUGCCAAGUUAUACAAACCAGUUUGUACCUCUGGACGAGUCAGGGGUGACACAGUAAUGUGCAAGCAAACACAAUUAUGUGAGAUUUGUGUGAAGAUUGAUUAGAUACAGUGUUGCAGUACAGUGACUCCCAUUAGGUAACAUGGAAGAACAUCACUAUAAUAUGCAGUUGUACAUUAAGACAGAGCUUCCCUCACUGUGUUUGGUUUUCCUAGUCAGAGUAUUCCACGUAUAUCCAUUAACGGUUACAUCGCCUUUCUGUUUCUCACUUGGCACCUUUUUAGCAUGAACUCACUUUGUGAUGGGCUCUGUUAUUUGGCAACUCAAAGACUAGUGCAAACAGUGCUAACUUGACUAAUUUUACCCAACUCAUAAUGUGCUCUUUGCUCAUCACCGAGGCGAGUCAGUGACACAGACCACAUUGGGGUAAUUAUUUAUUUUGUGUGUUUGUAUUGGGGGAAAAAAUGGGUGUUUUUGUGCUGAGAAUGUAGGUGGACUUUAUGUGGCGCAUCUAAUGCGGCGAUUCCUUGGUAAGCACAAACUUUAUACUUGACAAAAACUGCAGCAGCUAAUAAAUACUGCUGAAUAAUGUAGAGCAACUGUAGAGCACUCUCCAGCCAGUAAGAAUGAAAGGAUGUGUAAUAAAAGCCUUUUUGCAUAUGCCCUAGUUCUUCACACUAGUCUUUGCCCUACUUUAAUAGAGCCCUUUUUUUUAAUUACUUUGUUUAUCAUGCACAGUUUUUGAGUUUGUUGCAUUGAAUUGUAGUGUAUGCAAACACAGAUGGAAUGGCUGCUUAAUCUAAAUGAGAAAUUUGUUUGUGAAUUGCCAUACUACAACUGAAGCUUUUGUUACACACUUAUUUGCACACCGUCAGCCAAUAUGCUCACUUUCGUUUGAAGGUUCAAGUCCACUACAAUGGAAACAAGACUGAAGGAAGAUGAAGGAGAAAACAGAUGUUUUGAGAUAUUUUCUUUGACUUGCUUGGCUGAGUGCGUUUCUUACAGCCUUCCUUAAAUGCUUCUGGUGCUCUUGCCAUUUUGUAGAAGAAAUCUAGCCAAUGUUAUUUGCUACAAUAAAUCACAU
This is a messenger RNA of Pelmatolapia mariae (spotted tilapia), 1791 nucleotides long. RefSeq names its product small VCP interacting protein (gene svip). NCBI's taxonomy places the organism in Eukaryota, Metazoa, Chordata, Actinopteri, Cichliformes, Cichlidae. The coding region runs from base 215 to 484 and encodes 89 amino acids. The record is from RefSeq and is a predicted model, not a curated record. Gene Ontology annotation, biological process: negative regulation of VCP-NPL4-UFD1 AAA ATPase complex assembly; negative regulation of retrograde protein transport, ER to cytosol; positive regulation of autophagy. Gene Ontology annotation, cellular component: endoplasmic reticulum membrane. The transcript has 5 exons.